ACAAGUGUGUGAUAGUGUGGUUGGAACAAACAUGGAUUCAACUUCCUCUACGGAGAUGAAAGACUCAAGGAGUCCGACUCAUCAUCCAGUCAAAACCUCAGGGAAAUGCAAGGAAGCUGAAGCCAGUGCAGCAAAACAGCUGUUGGACAUCCAUGACCAACUUCCAUCAAGACAAAAGCCUGACCUCUCCCUAGAGAAAAAAAUUGAAAAAGAGAAGCAGAGGCAGAAGAUCCUGAUCAAUGAGCACAACAGACUCAAGCUUGUCGUGAAGCAAAAAGAAGCCAAGUUGAAGGGGCUUCAGAAGACCCUGCAAACAAUGGACCUCCAGCCUACAACCUACAACAGUGAAGACACAUGUAAGCAGCGUAUACGCCAGCUGGAGAAUAACAUAGACAAGAUGCAGGUGAAGAUCACUAAGGCUAGGGAAAUCCAGACUGCCUAUGAACCCAUUCAGGAGAACCUGGAGCAGGAGGUCCGUGCUAUGUACGGAGUAGUGGAGCAGAAAGAGCAUGCAGUUGCUAUUGGACAGGCAAAGAUGGACAAAGCAAGCAAAGAGUCCGAGACAGCUGCAGCUGCUGCAGGCUGCACACUGGGCAGGAUGUUUCAGAUGGAAUAUGAGACAAUGGGAAAGAAAAGAGAGAUGGAUCUUGAGCUGUGUGAACUGAGUGCAGAAGAAAAGGAGCUGAAAAAGCAAAUGGAAACUCUGGGACAACUCAGCCUCACAGGCCAGAGGCUCAGAGAGCAGGACAUUCAAGCAGAAGAAGAAGAGGAGGAAAAAGAAGAAGAAGCAGCACAGUCACUUCCUGCCACAGAUCAGCAGUGUCACGACAUCCGUUGGGCCUCCCAGGCUGACAUGAAGCUGGGGGAGGACUUGGAGGCGCUGAGAGAGUCUCUGGGCUGUGCGGAUGUGCAGGAGCUGGUCAGCAAGGUGGUGUCGCAGCAGGCCACCACGCAGCAGCUCCUCUCUGAGGUGAGCCGCUCUGAGGAGCUGACCCGGCAGGAGGAAGGAGCUCUGACCAAGCUGCAGCUGCAGCAUGCCGAGCUCAAGUUCAGCAGCAAGCCUGCAGCUACAAGGUAA
Molecule: messenger RNA, 1078 nt
Organism: Eleginops maclovinus (Patagonian blennie)
Lineage: Eukaryota; Metazoa; Chordata; Actinopteri; Perciformes; Eleginopidae
Product: golgin subfamily A member 6-like protein 24
Exons: 9
Coding region: 32-1078 (348 amino acids)
Source: RefSeq, a predicted model, not a curated record